CAGAUCUGGAUUGGGUUACUGCGACGGAGGACAACGGACAGAGUGAAAACUGGGAAUCUGUCCACUGUACACUUUCCAUUUCUCAAAAUUAUGUAACAUUCCACAUAGUUAGAAAAUGAAAGCUUUGCAAACAUAUGCCACUUUAUUUCUAAUAAAGAAGGAUGAUAGCGUUAUAGCCUGAUAGCGUGACAUAUCUGAUCAACUGUCUUUCUUCCGGCCGUCUGAACUGAGCCAUGAUCACUGUGCUCACGCAAUUAGAGUUCACUUCUCCGGCCGUCUGAAAGUUUUAAUGCAGUCAUUCCGUGUCCAGCCUUCUUCAGUUCUAUGAUGUUGUUCCGUCCCUUGCAAUUGUAAAAUUGUAUUCUUUAGUCUAUGUAUUGAUCAAAAAUCUGUUCGUGACGUUUAACCUUAAACGGAACGCCCCCACAGACUCCCAGGUACUGUUUUGCUUCACCUCUCAGGUGGUAUUAGGAGGCACCCCUCCCUCCUGAUACCGACACUUUCGGUUGUCGCUUUGGUGCCCGUAUUUCAGUACCGGGCUCCGCUGUACCUAGCCGCAGAUACCGAAACACUGAAGCUCCGAAUAAAGCCUGUAAAGAAAAGAGAAGAGAUGGCUGUUGCUGAAGAGAACUAGCAAAUGAAACGAUCAACUGUUGCAGAGAGAAUCUCGUUUAUUUUCAACAACGAGCUAUUGAGCGAUGUGAACUUUGUUGUUCCGUGUCGAGUGGCAAAACCGAAAUUAAGAAGAUGAUACCAGCUCACAAGUUUGUGCUUGCAAUCAGCAGUCCUGUGUUCUAUCCCAUGUUUUAUGGCCAAAUGGCGGGGACUAAAAACUCUAUUGAACGGUCGGACUGUGAGUACGAGAGCCUGUUUGAGCUGUUUCGUUUCUUGUACACUGACAAAGUGAAUUUGAACGGAAGGAAUGUGAUGCAAGUGCUGUACUUGGCGGAGAAAUACAUGGUCCCUUCACUCGCGGAGAAAUGCUCAGAAUAUCUGCGAGAUAACCUAGAGGCCUCUAACGUGUUUGCAUUCUACUGCAUGCUCAGAAAUAUGAAGAUAAAGAUUUGGAAGAUCGAUGCUGGAAAGUAAUUGAAAUGAAGACGGAAGAAGCUGUGACGUCAGAUGAGUUUGUCACACUUGAGCUAUCUAUUGUUGAGUCCUUGGUAAAGAGAGAGAAGUUGAACGUAAAGGAAGUGGAAAUGUUUAAAGCUGUGAAUCGCUGGGCCACUAAGGAAAGUGAAAGACAAGGAAAAAGUCCUGAUGGCGAGGUAAAGAGACGAAUUCUGGGUGAAGAAAUCGUGAAAGCGAUCCGGUUUCCAUCGAUAUCACAGAAGGAGUUUCGCUCUGAUGUAUUUGAUUCUUACAUUCUUACUAUUCAAGAGGUUGGCGACCUGAUGAAACACUUCAGUGGUGUGCUAACAUCUCCUCUACCAUUCAUCCAGGCCAAAAGGAUUACGAAUUCGAAAUUUCAUCGAUUUCAAAGAUUUAGGCUGUUCAAUUCUAAUUCGCUCGGUUGGACCUACCGUAGCUCAUCAAAAGACAGUAUUGGUUUCACUGUCAACAAACCGAUCAACCUCCACGGAGUUCGGCUGUUUGGGGCUGAAGGCGGCGAGUACUCUAUCGACGCGGACGUCAAAGACACCACGGAUGGCUCUUCUGUUAUAAAACAAUCAGGAUCAUACUCAGCCUGCAUAAAACUCGAGACUAAUUGCUAUUAUGGCUUUGAUGUAUUGCUUGAUAAUCCAGUUUGUCUAGUAGAAGGUAGGGUGUACGAGAUAGAGGCAUUUAUGGAUGGUCCGACAUCAUGGUACGGAGCAGGAGGGCAAACGGAUGUUGAGUGCGAAGGAGUAAAAUUCGCGUUUAUUCACGCAAAGUCUAGCUCCAAUGGAACCUCUGUAACAAGAGGCCAACUUCCAGUUUUUGUUUUCAGCAAAGUUUUGUAGUUCAAUCAGUCUUCGAGAAUCUUUUUAAAAUUGGUUACCUUUUGACGAAGCUUCCCAGACUAGUGCAAAAAUAUCUGGGCAUUCCUUUGUUAGCUUGAUCUACUUGGCUUAGGCCGGGCCUAAAGACGCUGUCACUGAUCGGAUACACUGUACUUCAUUAUAUCAGUUCACGGCUGUUUUAAUUCAGCAAAGAUAUUUUGAUUAAUUUAAAGAAUUUACACAACUUGAGGCAACUAUAAAGCAGGUCUGGGACACGUACAUUUGUGGAAGCAUGGCCAGAUGCGUGUUUGCCUUUUUAGAGUAAUUGUGCAGACAUUAACUCCACAAAUGAUCAUGAACGUAAAAUAUUAAGAUAAAUAAGGAAAAUUUUUAAAUACAAACUUUAAAGCGCUGAUGUCUAUGUGAAUGUACACAUACCUACCAACUUUUACUGAUCAAAAGCGGGAAAGGUUUAUCUCUGGAAUGGGAGUGCCAGGAUGUUCAAGAUGACCCGAAGACGUCCGAAGAUUGCCGUUGACGUCCCGAAGACAUUCCGAACAUUUCACUUUCCCAGCUCCAGGUCGUUUCUAGUACUUUUUCUUUCUACAAUUGAAUAAACUCUGUUUAAAUGGACUGGGUUUUUUUCAGUUCCAGUUCAGGUAUAUUUUUCAACGAUGGGUUAGAAGGCUGUAAUGCCAACCAAAUAAGACUUAAUUAAUAAAUUGUACUGCUAUUUGAGUUAUAAAAA
Orbicella faveolata is the source of this 2670-nucleotide messenger RNA. RefSeq names its product BTB/POZ domain-containing protein 6-like. Lineage: Eukaryota; Metazoa; Cnidaria; Anthozoa; Scleractinia; Merulinidae. The record is from RefSeq and is a predicted model, not a curated record.